Messenger RNA from Vombatus ursinus (common wombat), 2821 nucleotides. RefSeq names its product TNF receptor superfamily member 4 (gene TNFRSF4). The coding region runs from base 450 to 1283 and encodes 277 amino acids. The record is from RefSeq and is a predicted model, not a curated record. Gene Ontology annotation, biological process: inflammatory response. Gene Ontology annotation, molecular function: tumor necrosis factor receptor activity; protein binding. The transcript has 7 exons. NCBI's taxonomy places the organism in Eukaryota, Metazoa, Chordata, Mammalia, Diprotodontia, Vombatidae.
AAAGAAAGACUCAGGGUGGGGAAAGAUGAAGGGAACACAUGAGAGCUGUCCUCAAGUAUUGGGAGGGACCUGGGUAAAGGAGGGACUUAUCCCAGACAACAGCUAGAACCAAGAGCAGCAGUAGAGGGCAGUUGGAAGCCGAUUCAGGCUCGAUUUCAGGGAGGUUCUUUCUCACCCGUGGAGAGGAGGGAGCAGGGUCCUCCUCGCGCAAUCUUCAGACAAAGGCUGGACAACCCUCUCUCAAGAACACUGCGGGAGAGUGCAUUUUCCAUGUGCAGACUGUGGUAGGGUGCCUCAGCGGUUGAUCCAACUGAGAUUCUGUGAUUCUGUGAAAAAACAACCACCUCGACAUCCGCUGAAAGGGGCUUUCCCUUGUGAAGGAGGAAGGGUUUUUGGCGUCCUGAGCUCUCAGUGCAGGCAGAGGCUGUGGAACAGAGGGAGGCAGGAAGAUGACUGGCUGGCAUCGGUACCUGUGGAGGCCCGUGACGCUCCUCUGCCUCCUCGCUGCCCAGCUGCGCCCUGCCUCUCUGCACCAGUGUGGCAAGUACUCUUACAGCGUAGCUGGCAAGUGCUGCCAGUACUGCAAACCCGGUUUUGAGAUGGCAAGUCGCUGUACCGAUAAAGAGGACACACAGUGCAAACCCUGUGCCAAGAGGCUCUUCAAUGAAGGAUUCAGCAAUGACUUCUGCCAGCCCUGCACUCAGUGCAAUGUCGGGAGCGGCAGCCAGGUCCUCAAGAAUUGCACAGCGUCCAGUGACACCAUGUGUCAAUGCACCCCAGGGACCCAGCCCGUUGAAACCUUCAAGUGGGGAGUGGAAUGUUCCCGUUGUCCCCCAGGACACUUUUCCCUGGGAGAAAACACCAUGUGUAAACUGUGGACCAACUGCACGGCCAUAGGCAAACGUACCCUGCGAGCCGGUAGCCCCAGGGCCGAUGCUGACUGUGAGGAUGCCAGGACGCCAGGGCCACCCCGAAGCCCUCCAACAUCUGCCUGGACCACGACCACCAGCUCCUCCUCCACAGUGCACUUGAGGGUCACUACACAGAGUCUAGGAGUGCUGAGCACCCUACAGUCCCUCCCUGACAAGCCCUGGUCCCCAUUUGCCGUCAUCUUCCUGGUGCUCCUUCUGCUCUUGGUGUUUGGCCUGGUUAUGUUGGUAUUCGGUAUCUACUUGUCCAAGAGGGACAAGAGGCAGUUGCCUGCAAUUUGGAAGCCCCCUGGUACACACAGUUUCCGGAUGCCCAUCCAAGAGGAACACCAGUCCAGCCUAGCCAAGGUCUGAGGCCGUGGAGACCACAGACAGUGGCCAUCCUUCCUUCCCUCCCUCCUUCCCUCCCUCCCUCCAUUGACUGGACCUGCUAUCGGAAGGCUGGGGGCCUCAGGGGGCUCUCUCCAUCCAGCUUUUUCUCCUACCCUACCCUCAGGUCCAAGCUACUUUUCUAGCAGCCCAGACUAGAUCCCACGGGGGUUAUUAGGGUUUCCUCUGUACCUCUUUCUGAAGGCAACCAUUGGGGUCCGUUGUAUCUAGAAGCUCAUCUGAGUUCUAGGGGGCCUGCAUUUCACAGCAAGUAUACAGGCUUAGCCAGUACAAAUCCCCAGCAUCUGAGAGUUGGAAGGAAGCUCCACGACUGUCUUGUCUAAUCUACACCCAGAGAAGCCCUACUCUAACAUGCCCAAUGAGUGGUCAUCUGGCCUCUGCUUGAAAGCCAGGCCUAGCUCGCAUUGGUCAGUGGUUCUUCGCCCAGUGGAAGGAGCAUGCGGUCUGGCGUCAGGGAUCCCGGCUCUCCCACUUGUACUCUGUGGUCUUAGGCAAGUCCCUUGGGCUUUCUAGGUCCCAGCUUCCUCUUUUCCAAAAUGAGGGGGUUGGAUCAGAUGAUCUCGAAGGUUCCUUCUAGCUCUGUCCUUUUAAUGAGUGUUUAACCAUUUUUCAAAAACACAGACACAGGGCUUCUCACACAGAAAGAUUCUCAGGGACAGAAAUCUAGAUGACCCAGGGCCUAAAGAAGGUUAGGUGGCCAGAGAUCAUCCUGCCCCCUUUCAUCUUUCCACAUCUUUAGUUCUCCCACCAAAAUGAGCCCCAAGGCCAGCAUCUCUGCUUCUGUCUUUUCCGGUCCGGGUGUAGAUGCCUUUCGUGGCCCCAUCCUCUCUGCUGGCCUAGCAGCAACGCUGGCCCAGAAUGGGUGCAUUUCUGGCUCCCAUCCUCUUCCUCCUUCUUCUGUUGCCGUGUUCCCCAAAGUCUGGGCCUAAGCCCUGCUGUUGAUCCCCAUUCCCACAUUCCCACUCUUGGUCCUCCCCUCCUCCCCCCCUCCCCUUCAAAAAAAUUGAGAAAUUCCUGGUCAUUAUUCUUUGGGCAUUGUUCCACUCUCCAGACAUAGCACCCGCCUCCUUCCCUUGGACCUACCCCCAUAGCGAGUCUCUAACCCUCUGUCUCCCAUCACUCCCCACUAUGGCUGGUCACUCUCCAGCCUUCCCUCCCUCUUCCCCAUUUCUGGACAUAACCCCCACUCUCGAUGAUAGCAGAGUGCAGAGCUGCUGGGGGUGGGGUAGGGGGACCAAAUAGUGCAGGCUUGUCUGCCCUGAAUAUUCACCCCUAUGGGGUGUCCUGGCCUGUGGCUGGAGCCUUGGGGGGGCCUCUGGGCCCCUUUCCAGUGAGCUGAGCUUACCCCUCUGUGGCAGAGCCAUGAAAGACAGGGGCAGCCAUCACAUAGCAGUGCUGACUCUGGAGUCGGAGCUUCUGUAUGUGGUUUAUUGUAUAACCUCUUGGACUGGUAAGCUAGCCUGGAAACUGAGGAGGGCCUGGGGGCUGUUUGGCUAGCUUGA